AUGGCGAUCAAAGCGGGAAAGGUUUUGAGAACGGCAACGGCUGCCGCGAAGAAGUUCCAUCUUAAACAGUUCACAGCCGCACAGUCGGCUUCCCUCACAAUGCCGCCGUCUCUAGAAACACCGGCGGUGAUUCCUUCGUCCGGUGUAGGAACAUUUCUGGGUAUUCCCAAUCUUCCUCGCUCGAACACCGAUAUAUUGAUCUCCAAGUACAUUAAACUCUACCAGAAUCGGUUGACGAAGAAGGGUGAAUUCUCGGAGAAGAACCUAUCGAAAAUCUUGACUGGUGAUAUCGGGAUCAAUGAGACGACCAAGUUACUGGAUGGCUGCAAAACUUUUGGAGAAUCUUCUGCAGUUUCGACCAAUGUUCGCUCCCUUGUCAAGUCGAGGAAGAAGAAAUAA
Molecule: messenger RNA, 399 nt
Organism: Microthlaspi erraticum
Lineage: Eukaryota; Viridiplantae; Streptophyta; Magnoliopsida; Brassicales; Brassicaceae
Source: the annotation of a GenBank genome assembly